This is a messenger RNA of Elephantulus edwardii (Cape elephant shrew), 378 nucleotides long. RefSeq names its product lymphocyte antigen 6 complex, locus D (gene LY6D). The transcript has 3 exons. The record is from RefSeq and is a predicted model, not a curated record. Lineage: Eukaryota; Metazoa; Chordata; Mammalia; Macroscelidea; Macroscelididae. The coding region runs from base 1 to 378 and encodes 125 amino acids. Gene Ontology annotation, cellular component: cell surface. Gene Ontology annotation, biological process: lymphocyte differentiation.
AUGAAGACGGUGCUGCUGCUGUUUGUUGUGCUGGCUGUGGCCACCGGGCCAGCCCGGGCGCUCCAGUGCCAUGUGUGUGUCAGCACCUCCAACUGCAAGCAACCACAGACGUGCCCAGCCAGCUCUCGCUACUGCAGGACCAUGAUGACCGUGGAAUCGCUGUCGGGGAACCUGGUGAGGAAGGAGUGUGCUGACUACUGCGUGCCCAACCAUGCCCAACAGGGCCAGGUCAGCAGUGGAUCAGCCACCACCAUGUGCUGCCAGGGUGACCUGUGCAAUACCAGCCUCAGCGGAGCCCCAGCACUCUCCAGGGCAGCCACGCUCGGGUUGGCACUGGCCCUCGGCCUCCUGGCUUUGGUCCUGGCCCCCAGCCUGUGA